CGACGUGAAUGAAUGAUCGUACAGUGAUCUUCAAAGUGCACUAGAAACGAUCGUGCGUGCGAUUAUUGCGAAGUGCCAAGAAAUCCAACCAUCAAAAGCACAUCCGUGCGUGCGUGCGUGCGAAGUCAACAGAGGCGAUCCUGGGUUGCUGGUGUGCCAAACACCCACACAAAAACCAGAACACGGGUCAAAGCCAACUCUAACCACAGCCGCAGCAAUGGAACGCGAGCGGCAGAGAGUGGGUGCGGCCAGCAAAACAUUCGCCUUUUUGGCUGGCACGUUGUUGGUGCUGCUGACAUAUGUCCAGCUAGCGUCCAGCUGUAACGAAAUGGUGUGUGCCAGCAUCGUGUCCAAGUGCAUGCUUACACAAAGCUGCAAGUGCGACAUGAAGAGCUGCACGUGCUGCAAGGAGUGCGCCGAAUGUCUCAGCUAUCUCUACACCGAAUGCUGCAGCUGUCUCGAGAUGUGCCCUAAACCGAACGAAACGUCCAACGAGCUGUCGAAGCAGUCACACAUCGAGGAUCUGGAGGGUUUCCCGAACCUGUACGACGUGAUAACGUCUGAGCAGGAUGCGCAAGGACGUUGGAAGGUGAUCUCAUUCCCAAUCGACAUCGAUGCCGCCCUGUACGGCCCUAAGGGAGAUGGUGCUACGAAAUACAUCGUCCAUUCAACUGAUAUGGACCUGAAGCAGAAGUACGAGGAUCCGAACAAGAUCACCGUCAACUGUACCGUCGCCUACCAGGCGCAAUGUAUGUCCUGGAACAAGUGUAAAGAAGCCUGCCGGACGAUGGGUGCCAGCAGCUACCGCUGGUUCCACGAUGGGUGUUGCGAGUGCAUCGGUCAGUACUGCCUCAACUACGGUAUCAAUGAGUCUCGAUGUCGCGACUGUCCGGAGAACAAGGAGCACGAUCUAGACGAUUUUACGCCAGAGGACGAACUCGACUAUGGUGAUAGUAUGGGACCUCUCGACAAUGCUGCGAUCGAAUCGACAAACAUAUGAAUCGUGCUUGGCCUACCGUCACUCUGUCUUUUUCGAUUCCACAUCACCCGAUCGAUUCGUUUCCUUCGCUGACUCUUGCUCUCCGGCUGUCCAAGCUGUUUAGCUUCUGGUGGCACGGGAGUGUACGAAAGGGUUUAAUUUUUUAUUGGAAAAGGAUCACAAGGCAUCUAAAUUACGUCCGGAUAGAAGACGUAGCGAAUUUGCAUUAAACGCUAGCUCAAUUGUACUGCAGCUGAGUCGUGAUUGGGUUUAUUAGGGAAUCUAACGUCUCUAGUGCACGAUUGUAUAAAAGUAAUCACUUAAAGUAACUCGAUGACGAUGAACAAGCAGUUCGGACGGGGUAUAGUUUUUAUACGUUUAAGCAAAUUAACCCACAAUCAUCACAUAAACACGGGUUAGGGGUUAGACAUCAUCACGGUGAAGCGCGAAUCCCAAGCGCAUCGCAUAAAAGAUUAGAAAAUAAGCAGAAUUUUAUGGGGUGAGUCAUGUAGAGAGCCACAUCGAACACUGCAAGGGCACUAGAGAUGAGUGUAGAUUGAUGGCAGUGCUGGCUGCUGAGAUUAUGGACAUAGAUUAGCGACACGAAGGGUUGCCUUCGUCGUCGAUUGUCGGUUGUAGUAACGGGCUUUUAAUCCCUACAGUAGGCCAAUAAUUCAACCCGAGCUAUUUAUGGAGCGAACGUGUAAUCUAAUAUUAUUGCAAUGUAACAGUGCAGCUAUGUGUCAAUAAAUUCUCUUUAAU
This is a messenger RNA of Anopheles nili, 1741 nucleotides long. RefSeq names its product protein twisted gastrulation-like. The record is from RefSeq and is a predicted model, not a curated record. Gene Ontology annotation, biological process: regulation of BMP signaling pathway. The coding region runs from base 218 to 1000 and encodes 260 amino acids. The transcript is spliced from 4 exons. Lineage: Eukaryota; Metazoa; Arthropoda; Insecta; Diptera; Culicidae.